This is a messenger RNA of Hyphopichia burtonii NRRL Y-1933, 2610 nucleotides long. RefSeq names its product Spc98p (gene SPC98). The record is from RefSeq and is a predicted model, not a curated record. Gene Ontology annotation, molecular function: gamma-tubulin binding; microtubule minus-end binding. The transcript has a single exon. Gene Ontology annotation, cellular component: centrosome; gamma-tubulin complex; equatorial microtubule organizing center. The coding region runs from base 1 to 2610 and encodes 869 amino acids. Gene Ontology annotation, biological process: microtubule nucleation; cytoplasmic microtubule organization; meiotic cell cycle. NCBI's taxonomy places the organism in Eukaryota, Fungi, Ascomycota, Pichiomycetes, Serinales, Debaryomycetaceae.
AUGGCUCUAGAUAAAGACCAACUAAUAAAAGUCUAUGUGCUUCGACUUGUUAGCUCUCUCGUGCCACAAGAAUUUGGUCAAGAGUACAUCCAAAGCUUAGCCGCUGACUUACAUUCGUACCUAUUAACUGGGAUGAACCAAGACUCCAAGAAUACUGAUGUGAAUCAAUUGGUGGACCAUUUCAAGAAACAAUUUUUAAGCAGAGGACUCAUGCAAGAAUGGAUAUUAUUCCAGCAAAUUUUGGAUCAGUUGAUCCAACACCGAUCGAUAGAUUCUAUAGUGAAUUAUCUAAUUUUAUUAUAUCAUUUACAAAGCGGCUCGAAUUCUAAUUCUCAAGUUAAUCAAGGGAAUUAUAUCCAGUCAUCUCCAUUCAAUGACCAGAUAACGUCGAACCACAAUACUCCAAUUCUAGGUCAUUCCAAUCUCAAUAGGCCAACUUCUGAGAAUUCGAAUAAUUCAAAUGGGGACCCAAAAGCUACUUUUAUAAAUUCUGCAAGUAAUAGUAUACCUUUACAAGAUUUGAUUCAUCCAUACUACGAGAGCUUAAGUGACAACGAGAUCUUGGCAUAUUUAUCUUACACUUUAUGCGGAUUAGAUUCAAAGUUACUUCCAAUAAGUAAGAUAAAUGGACAAGAUGGGCUUCAGAUUCAGAUCCCGGAAACUUUAAAUCAUAGUUAUACUUGUUUAUUAACGAGUAUAAUAGAAGCUGGAAUUCUUUAUGAUUGGUUGAAAUCAAGUGUCGAUAUGAAAAAGGGUAAAUUACCAUCACCCAUUAAAACUGCAUAUUUACGAGUUUUGGAACUGGAAUUAUCGAAUUAUUUAAACCAUAUUACCUCAUUGUUUAAUGAUUCUUCUAAAAUUCAAUCAUUACUUCAAGUGUAUAAUCAAAUCCAAGGCCAAAUUUUAAAAUUGAGAUUAUUCUAUAUGAUAACAAAAGAAAAUAUAAUGACCGACAAAAAUGGAUACGAAUUUCUAUUACAAAUGUGGAAAUUUUCGAAAUUUGGUGAUUCAAAUAUCUCGAUAACUUCCAAGCAAAUUUUUGAACAGAUAUCGGUUCCUUAUUAUGAGAUCAUUGAACAUUGGAUAAUAAAAGGUGAAUUAGUUGAUAAUAAUGAUGAAUUUUUCAUUAGUUAUAAUAUCGAAGAAAAUCAUAUAAAUGAUAUUAUUCAAUUCAAUUCCAAAAAAAUACCCGAUUUUUUCACUUUAGUUAAUAAAGAAAUCGGAUAUAAAAUAUUUCAAAUUGGUAAAAAUUUAAUUUUUUUAAAUAAAUAUUGCAAAGAGUUGAAUUGGAUUAAUAAUUACAAUGUUAAAUACACCCAGUUUAUUUUCAAUGUCCACCAGGGCUUAAAAUCCAUGAAUAUGAAUUUAAUCAAUAAUUUAAUAAGAAUUCAAUUCGACGAAACAUUGAAUUAUCUUACAUUAAUAAUAUUUCAGAAAAACUUAAUGUUUGAUCAUUUGAUUAAUUUUAAGAAAUUCUACUUAAUGAACUCAAAUGAUUUUAUCGAAUCAAUUAUUGAAAAUGGAUCGUCUUUAUUCAGUAAAACAAGUGAUAGUUUGACAUCCAAUCAACUAUCUAAUGUUUUAAUUGAAUCAAUAAAUUCAUCAACAAUUAAGAACUACCCGCUAGAGUUUGUUAAUAGAUUAGAUGCAAGAAUCCUCGACUUAACUCAUGGGAAUAUGGGAUGGGAAGUGUUCACCUUAGAAUAUAAGAUCCAUGAUUUACCGAUUGAAAACAUCAUAUAUUAUGAUCAUGGAUUAUUAGAAUAUUUAAAGAUGUUUAAUUUUUUUUGGAAAUUAAGACAUUUACAAUAUUUAUUAAAUGAAGGUUAUAUAGAAUAUAACGAUAUUUGGAAAAACGAUUUAUCUUUUAUACUGAAAAAUUCAAUUAAAUUGAAAAAAGCAUCUAAUCUUAAUAUAAGAGAACAUCAGCAAUUAUGGUUAUUGAAAUCUUUCAAAACAAUUGGAAUCAUGAGAAAUCAAAUGAUCAUGUUUAUCACUACUAUGAUACGGUUUUUCUCCAUUGAUUUGGUAGAGGAUUGCUUUCAUAAGUUAAUCAUUGAAAAAUUAUUUAAAUCUAAAAACCCUAAACAUGCAUCCAAUUCAAAUAACCAAAAACUAGCCAUUUUCAAUAAGACUUUUGCUAAGAGCAUUCAAAAUAAGAAAAUCAUCGGAUUGGAGCCAGAACUAGUCGAACAUAAUAUGAACGAAUACACCAUUGAUGAGUUGAUUUCAAUCCACCAGAAAUACAUUCAUCUGAUCACCAACUACAAGUUAUUCAGCGAAGACCAGAUUGGUAAGGUUAGUGGCGACAGCUAUAUCAAGAAUAUAUACGCAUUAUUAGAGAUUGUUUUCAUGUUCAUUAAGGCAUCGGAAGAAUUUGGAAUGCUAAUUAGAAAUUACAUCGCCAUCACCAACAUCGAAAAGGGGCUUCAAGGUGGCUCCAACGAAGAGUACGACGACGACUUGGAAAUCAUCGAUGAUAAACUAAAACUGAUGUUCAACCAAAUCUACAAUCAAACUUACUUACAAGACUUUAAAAGCACAAAAGAGCUAUUUGUCAAGGAUUUGAAAAGCGAUUUAGAUCUAAAAGAUCUAAGCCGAUCACUCUAA